Candidula unifasciata is the source of this 1485-nucleotide messenger RNA. The record is from the annotation of a GenBank genome assembly. NCBI's taxonomy places the organism in Eukaryota, Metazoa, Mollusca, Gastropoda, Stylommatophora, Geomitridae.
GAGGAAACGCCACUAUUUUUAGCUUCACGGGAAGGAGGUUUUGAAACAGUAAAGGUCCUGCUUAACCAGUAUGCAAAUAGAGACAUGACAGAUCACAUGGAUCGUUUGCCACGAGAUAUUGCCCUGGAGCGUCGUCACCACGACAUCGUGGAAUUAUUGGAUACUUACAAAAUUGCAUCUCCGGCUACAGCUGUUCAUUUGGGGGUGACCUCACCAAAUAACCAUUCGGGAAUUGUGAGUGUUGGUGGGUACAUGCAUCCCAUCAAACAGAAAGCUAAGAGCCGGAAGAAUAAGAAUGCUCCAGUGAAAGAUCCUGGUCCAUCUUCACCACAUAACGGCACUACUGGUGUUCCUGUUAUCAGUGUGAAAAGUAACUCUAGGAAGAAGAAGGCAGAUGGUGAAAGUGCCGCCAGUAGGAAGAAGAACCAGCAGCAGCAGCUGCAACAGAUGCCAUUAUCGUUGGUUUCCUCACAAAACCAGACUCAAGUCCGCCAUCAGUCCACGAGUGAUGCUUCACCUAUGAGUACCAUUUCCCCAGGAGGUUAUUCCAUAGACUUGCAUCACUCACCUCAAGCUUAUGAGACAUCCCCUCCAAGAUAUGAGAACUCUCUCAAUGGAGGCAGGCAUCUUCUAGAUGAUUUCCAAGUGAUGGCUGGACAUUACAGCUCACCAUCUCUCAUGGAUCAUGCAAAUGUAGAAAACUUGCUGACUGACUGGACCAUCCCACAAUACAAGCAUCAGUUGCCGCCACAGAAGCAGCAACACCAGCUGCAACAACCUUGUGGUGGAGGCUUGGUGGCCACGUUACAAAAUGGCCAUUUAGCAUCUUCUGGGGGUGGGAGCUCUCCUAACCUUCAGACCGGGCUAGUCGGUGGAGGUUCAUCUGCCGGCAUUAUGGGGUCAGUAGGUCAUGCACCGCCUUCAUCCAUGAAGGGCAAAAAUUUAGCCAUGUCACCAACUCACAUUCAGGCACUCCAACAGCAUGCACAGCAACGAGCUGCACACGGGAGCCCCCACCAUCGAGCAAAUGACUUUCCCGCUUCAUUCCAGCUGGAUGGGACCACCCAGCUCCCGGGCCCCCAGACAGUGGCACAACUCUUUUCAGGAAGCAUGCAGCACAAGAUGGUCCAGCCACAGCAGCAGCAUCUUCACCAACAGCAGCAGCAGCAAACAAUACAGCAGCAACCGCAACAGUUGCAGCAGCAAGGGGGUUACACCCUGACUCUGGAGCAGUACCCAACACCUCCCUCACACAACAGUCAACACAUCACAGAUUCGCCUCCACAUCAGCACAAUACAUUCAGCUCAUUCCGCCCUGACCAUCUCCUCACCCCUUCGCCAGAUUCACCUGGACAGUGGUCCAGUUCAUCACCACAUUCAGCCCAGUCUGACUGGUCAGAAGGAAUCUCCAGUCCGGCCCCAGCUAUUACUGGGGUGCCAAACCCUCUAAGGAACAAACGUUUACAAGAACAUGCCUAUUUUUAA